Molecule: messenger RNA, 909 nt
Organism: Naumovozyma dairenensis CBS 421
Lineage: Eukaryota; Fungi; Ascomycota; Saccharomycetes; Saccharomycetales; Saccharomycetaceae
Gene: TYE7
Product: Tye7p
Exons: 1
Coding region: 1-909 (302 amino acids)
Molecular function (GO): protein dimerization activity
Source: RefSeq, a predicted model, not a curated record
AUGAAUACCGCCUUUAAUACUGCUACAACUACUGCUCCUAUGACUGAACAAAUCUCAAAUACUACAAACUUCAAUAGCUGGAUGUUUCAACCAAAAUUUGACACCGAAGAACAAGAACAAGAACAAGAUGAUCUUACGACACCACAUUUUAUAAAGAAGGAACAAUCUUCUACAUCUCUUUCUUCUUCUUCCUCUUCUUCAUGGUUCGAACCAUUGGAGAAUAUUUUAUCCUCUACAUCUGCAUCUACAUCAUCAAUGGGAUCCCCAUUGGAUGAAAAUCAAUUCAAUUUACUACCUAACCUAAUCACCGUGAAAAAGGAGAAAAUUUUACCAAGUACAAGUACUAGUAAUAGUAAUAACACUUCUCCCUUCGAUUACGAUGCUUGUGAUGAAGAAACAGAUUUUUUCUUCAAUUCUUUAGCAAAUACCAAUAAUAAUAAUACCGCUGCCGCCGGCGCUGCCGCCACCGCACUCACGGCGUCAACAGAAGAAGAAGAAGACGAAACCACGAUAAAGAAACAAUUACAACAAAGCAUUAUCAACAAUAGUAAUAAGAAAAGAUGUUCAAGGAAAAGGUUAACCCCUGAUCAAAAACAAGCUCAUAAUAAAAUCGAGAAAAAAUAUAGAAUAAACAUUAACACCAAGAUUGCAAAAUUACAACAUAUUAUCCCAUGGGUAGCAAGUGAAAAAACAGCAUUCGAAGUGGGUGAUUCAAUGAAAUUACCAGAUUCAACAUCUAAUGAUUUACAACAAACUUUAAAUUCAACUGGUGCAAAUACAAAAUUGAAUAAAAGUAUGAUCUUGGAAAAGGCAGUUGAUUAUAUCCUUUAUUUACAGAAUAAUGAACGUCUUUAUGAAUUAGAAGUUCAAAGAUUGAAAAAGGAAAUUGAAUCUUUGAAACAAAAAUAA